UGGCUAUAUUGGGGCGCAAUAGUAGUGGUGAUGGUUAGGUUGUGUGGUGGUUAGGGAUGUGUGAUAGCGUCAGAUUUUAUGGGCAAUGCGUGGAAAUGGUUGUGUGUUUGUGAAAGUAGUGGAGGAACAACAACAACACCAACACCAACAUCAACGGCAUCGACAUCAACAACAACAACAACAACCACAACAAUCACAACAAUUACUACUACUACUAUUAAUAAUAAUAAUAAUAAUAAUACAGAGCCGACGAUAGCCUUGUUGUUGAUGAUGGCCGCCAGCAGCGGCUCUACUACUACCGCCACGGGAUCAUCAUCGUCGUCGUCAUCGGCAGCGGCCACUGUUGUUGGCCAUAGUCGACCAAAUUUCGGUUCGGCCAGGACUAUUGAAAAUCCUAGCCCUACUACGGAACAGUGUGUUGUUGGUGGUGGUGGUGUAGGUAGUGGUGGUGCUGGUGGUGGUGGUGGCGGUGGUGGUGGUGGUAGUGUUACCGAAUAUGACCAAUUUGGUCAUGGACAUUAUUUUACUAAAAAAACCUUCCACAAACCUACAUACUGUCACCAUUGCACCGAUAUGUUGUGGGGCCUGAUCGGACAGGGAUAUAUCUGUGAAGUUUGCAAUUUCGUGGUCCACGAUAGAUGUAUCAAAACAGUAGUAUCACCCUGUUCAACAGUUGCCUCCAAUGUCAUCAAGAAUCCGGUACCUCAUUGUUGGUCAGAUUGCGGUCAUUUGAAGCGAAAGUUUUGCAAUCUGUGCCGCAAACGUAUUGAAGACCAGUCGGCGGUCAGGUGCGAGAUAUGCGAAUACUGUGUUCAUCUGGACUGCCAUGACUUUUCGGUAGCCGACUGUAAGGAAUGUGCCACAUAUGUUCCCGACCAGGAUCUGGUACAAGUAGUGCAAAGACAUCAUUGGAGGGAAGGCAACCUUCCGGCCAACUCUAAGUGUCAUUACUGUAAGAAAACUUGCUGGUCGACCGAGUGUCUGGCCGGCAUGCGAUGCGAAUGGUGCGGCUCAACGGCGCACGCCAUUUGCUACAGAAAUCUAACGACUGAAUGCAACUUUGGUUGGUUGCAGUCAAUAAUGUUACCGCCGUUUUGCGUAAGCAUUCCCCGAACUGAUGUUCCUUUAGAGACCAUUAUUGGGGUCACCAAUAGGAAAAGGGAUACCAAUUCAUCUCGGAGCGCAUCCGAAGAAUACUCGUCCGGUUCGGACCAGAGGAACAAAGAGGCCGACGAUUAUCCGUCGCCAAAGGACAAGGACAAGGAUGAAGAAACAAUCAAAGUCUACGACGGAAACGGAUCGAUGAAACGGAAAACUUUUAGGACAAUCACUAUAUCCAGAAGCGCCACAAAAGACCAGAUAAUUGCCGCCUGUCUUCGAGCAUUCCAUAUACACGACGAUCCCCGCCAUUAUAUUAUUACCGAAGCUUAUGAUGCCAAUGAGAAAGAGCUCUCUGAAUUUAUGCCCGUCCAGAGUCUCAUUAGAGUGGAAGGCAAACGGUGCGGCCUAUUCUUUAGGUACCGGCCUCCCAAUCCCGACGAGGGCACCAUUCGGGUAUAUCCGGGAAAGUUAAAUGUCACCGAUACCUAUCGAUUGGUAACUGUGACAAUAGAUACCAGUGUCGAGGAGGUAAUGAUUGCCGCAUUGGAUCAGUUUGGAUUAGACUCUAGUGAUCUGAAUAGAUAUCGAUUGGUUGAGGUUUCAUUGGAAAAAGGAUCGGUUCACGAGAGGACAAUGGAUAAUAAUGAGAGUCCCUGGGCUAUCAUCAAAGGAUUAGCACGGGAAUCAAUUCGACAAAAAGAAAAUACCCGCUUCUAUUUGCAACAAGUCGAUGAAGUUUACUGCUCUAAUGUAGCCAUUUUUGUAGGAAAUUUACCCACGAAUCUUUCUCAACGACAAUAUGAAAGAAUUUUAGUCGAUUUAUUAGGAAAACCGUACAAAUAUCGGCAAAUCGGUCCAAUAUAUUAUGAAUACGGGUCGCUGAUAGUGACCUACGAUAAUGCAGACAUUGCCGUCAAAGCCUAUUAUAUGCUCCGGGAGUCGAGUUAUGACGACAAGAAUCUCCUGGUUCUUCUGUUGCCAAAUAUUAUGGCUCAUAUGAUUCCUCCAGGCGUUAGGCCAUUAUUAGUGUUUGUAAACGUCAAAAGUGGUGGCUGUCAGGGUCUCGAACUUAUCUCAUCAUUCCGUAAACUAUUGAAUCCUUAUCAGGUCUAUGACCUAGAAAAUGGUGGACCACUUCCAGGUUUAUAUGUUUGUCGACAUAUAAAAGACUAUAAAAUACUUGUUUGUGGCGGAGACGGAACAGUUGGUUGGGUCCUACAAUGUCUGGACAAUGUUGGCCAGGACUCGGAGUGCCAGUCGCCUCCCUGUGCCAUUGUUCCAUUGGGCACCGGCAACGAUCUGGCCCGGGUACUACGUUGGGGACCCGGCUAUACUGGCCAAGAGGAUCCGAUAACAGUGCUCAAAGAUAUCAUCGACGCCGACGAAAUUAUACUCGACCGGUGGACAGUCGUGUUUCAUUCGGACGAAGCAACUAAACAGACAGAAGAGAAGCCAGGUUUGCCGGCCAACAGUUCCGGUUCGACAUCCGAAGACAAUACGGCCAUCUUUGUUAUGAACAACUACUUCGGACUGGGAAUAGAUGCCGAUCUAUGCCUUAGCUUUCAUAAUGCGCGCGAAGAAAAUCCCGAUAAGUUUAAUAGCAGAUUGCAUAACAAAGGCGUUUACGUUAAGACGGCGCUGAAGAAGAUGGUCAGCCGGAAGAUGUGGAAAGACUUGCAUAAAGAGAUCCGAUUGGAAGUCGACGGCAAAUAUGUUCAGUUACCGCCUGUUGAGGGCAUUAUUAUAUUAAAUAUAUUAAGUUGGGGUUCCGGUGCCAAUCCGUGGGGCGUCGAAAAGGACGACCAAUUUUCACGGCCCAACCAUUACGACGGUAUGCUCGAAGUGGUCGGCGUCAAUGGUGUUGUCCAUAUGGGCCAAAUACAAAGCGGCAUCAGGACGGCCAUCCGGAUUGCACAGGGAGGUCAUAUCAGAAUCAGAUUGAACACCGAUAUGCCGGUGCAAGUGGACGGCGAGCCAUGGAUCCAGACUCCCGGCGAAGUUGUCAUUUUGAAAUCAGCACUUAAAGCAACAAUGCUCAGGAAGUCUAAAAUGAAAAGACGAAACACUGAGCCAUCGCUGACAUCAUCGGAAAAAUCAAAGUCAGAGAUAAUACAAACAGAUAAGACAUCUAUAACUGAAAAGUCUGACGAAUGA
Oppia nitens is the source of this 3255-nucleotide messenger RNA. Its product is annotated as diacylglycerol kinase theta-like. The coding region runs from base 79 to 3255 and encodes 1058 amino acids. Gene Ontology annotation, biological process: diacylglycerol metabolic process; lipid phosphorylation; intracellular signal transduction. NCBI's taxonomy places the organism in Eukaryota, Metazoa, Arthropoda, Arachnida, Sarcoptiformes, Oppiidae. The transcript has 18 exons. Gene Ontology annotation, molecular function: ATP-dependent diacylglycerol kinase activity. The record is from RefSeq and is a predicted model, not a curated record.